UCAAUAUUUGGAUAGAACAUUUUCGGAUAAGUUGCAAAGUGAAACCGAAAGAAAAACAAACCAUUGACUCAAAUUUCUUAGACCUCUGUAUCUGUUUGAAAAUAUAUGUUAUACAACAUACUCUUUUUAUGUUUAAUUUGUAAAUCCAGUAAAUAGGCAACAUGUAUGACGAGGAGACAAAUUUUGCCGGAGAAUUCUCUGGGUUUUCAGACAAAGAGAUACGACUGGGAUUUAUCAGGAAAGUAUAUGGAAUACUCCUGUCACAGAUUGCUGUUACCAUAGCAAUAAUGAGCAUCUUUAUAUAUGUACCUGCAGCAAAGGAAUACUCUUAUGCUAAUCCAUGGCUGAUGAUUGUUGCUAUGGUUUUGACCUUUGGCUUGUUGAUUGCCCUGGCAUGCUGUCCAGAUGUCAGACGAUCUUUCCCAACCAAUUUCAUACUUCUUGGUCUAUUUACUUUACUGGAAGCCUUCAUGUUGGGAGUUGUUUCAAGCCACUAUGACACUGAGGCUGUACUCAUGGCAGUGGGAAUAACUGCUGUUGUUUCACUGGCUUUGACAAUCUUUGCUUUCCAAACCAGGUGGGAUUUCACCAUGAUGGGAGGAAUGUUGUUUGUGUUUCUCAUUGUUCUCUUCUGUUUUGGAAUUCUGUGCGCUAUUAUACAGAGCAAGUUUGCAAGCCUGGCCUAUGCCUCCCUUGGAGCUCUCCUUUUCUCUGCUUACCUGGUGUUUGAUACCCAGAUGAUGAUGGGAGGAAAGCACAAGUACUCAAUUUCCCCUGAAGAGUACAUCUUUGCUGCCCUGAACCUCUAUCUUGACAUCAUCAAUCUGUUCCUCUUUAUUCUGUCCAUAGUAGGACAGGCAAGAGAUUAGCGUACCAGUCUGUAAAAUACUAGAGUUUUGUAAACCAGUCUGAAAUAUACCUAGCUUUUCAUUGGUUGAUUUUAAAUGUGUAUGUGUAAUAGGCCAAUGGUAAAAGUUGAAGCUUGGACUGGUUUCCAAAAAAAAAAAAUCCAGUUUUAUUGAAAUACAGGACUGGAAUCAAUGAACUCUUAUGACACCAACCAAAAGGAACAUUGUUGCACAAUCGUGUUUUUGACAUUGUAAUAUAUUACUUAUGAAUUUCUAUAUGUUUGUUUACUUUGUGAUGUACCAAUAGAUUUUGACAGUAUGACAUUUAUUGUUUAUCCUGUAAACAAUUAUAUAGUGGUUAGAGGGUAAAUUUGUUUUCAGCAAAGUUUCAAAUUUGUAUAGAAUGUAAAAAGCAAAAAGACAUACUUGUAGUUUACUUUAAUAGUGAUUUAAUGUAUCUUUUUUAAUUUCAAAUUUUUGUUCAUUUAUAAUUUGUGGAAAAUUUUGGGUAAUGUAAUUUGUUAUAAAAAGGUAGGGAAAAAAUGGUUAUCAUAAAAAUAUGUUUAAUAGAUUUGAGUGUUUUUGACAUUGUGUAAUUAGGGGUUAAAAACUUUUCUGUUUAAGAUAAAAAGGUUGCUUUGUUAGUGAUUUUAUGAAUUUAGUUAUAUGUUAGUUCUGAAUUUGAUUUUUAAAGGUUUUUUUUUUAACCUGGCUUUGCUAUUUUAUGAUUUAGAAUUUAUCUAUAAAUCAUGCUGUGAGUUACCAAGUUAAUUUCUUAUUUGUUGUGUAAUAUUUCACAUAUUUUCUGUUGGGGUUUCAUAUAUAAGUAUAAUUAUCCUGUCACAUUCCUUGUUACUUAUAUCUUUACAUUAAUUUGUGAACAUAUCUUUAGCCUUAAGCCUGCUGACAGCAACUGAUUGUACCUUUGCGAAACAGUGCAGACCAUGUUCAGCUGGCACAUGCAUGCCAUCUGAUCAUGGUCUGCACUGUUUAUUUCUGGAUAUGUUUCCCUUAAAUGAUGAAUGGGUUUGUCUGGAUUGAAAGAUGGGCAAGUCCAUUUCAAAUAUUUAGUGUGGUAAGGGUUAAACAGUAUAGAGUUGUCAUGGGCUGACUGUGAUCAGUAUAGUUAUUGUUAGUAUCUUGCUGAAAAUUAUACCUUUGAAAAUGAAAUAUGUAAAUUUCAGUUGAGUCAUUACCACCCUAAUUAUCUUAAAUUGACUUGUCCAUCUUUCAAUAUGGCUUAUUUUUAAGGGAAAAAAUUCCAAAUAAUGUACUGACUGAAGAGUGCAAACCAUUCUCAGACAGUACUGGUCACAUGGGUAGAAUCUGUUUCCUAGCAGGCUAAAGUUUUAUUGGGUGGUGCAUGUGUGAAAUCAUCACUAAACUGUGUGAAAUGAAAGCACUUUUAUUAGUAUUUCAUUAGUGAAUAUUUUAUUCUACUUGCACAAAAAUUAUUCAUAUGCAUAAAGUAACAACACCUUUUGCAAAAACUCACUCGAGAUGCAUUUAAUAAUGAUGGUAAAAAUAUGAGACCAGAACUAUUUUAUGGUUUUUAACAUAUUUAUAUAUUUUGUCAGUUAUAACUUUACACCCUUGAUAUGUUUAAAUCCCACCUAGGGCACUGAAUGCGUUCAUUUGAGGAAACUACCAUACCAGUUUGAGUAAAGGGGCAUUGGUGGUAAAGGGGCAUUGGUGGUAGAGAGGUUUUUACUUUGUCAGGACCUUAACUUCUCAUCACAGCUGUGGGACUGUGGGUUUGAAUCCUGCCACAGACUUGAUUGUGAGGAAGAAAAUCAGUUAGCUGAGGAAAGAUUUGGUGGUUCUGUUGAGGUACUAGCUGGUUUGUGAAAAAAUGCACAGAGGGCACCUGAGGUCCUCCUUCCUCCACCAGUAAAGAUAAAACGUGGUCAUAUUAUCUUUAUCAUAUGUCUGUUCAACAUAGAGGAAAAGAUCAUGGUUGUUUGAUGGUUCUGGUGCUUGUUUUUGCUUUAAAUAAUUUAAGAGGAGCUGCCCAUAUCUUCAUUUCUUGGACAGGACAUAAAGUUUGGUUUGCUUAUGACUGCUGGAUAAGAAGGCAUCGCAUUUUGAAGGGGGUAAUAUUUUCAACUUGUAUUUUGGUAUUGGAUAUGAAUGAUAAAAUGAUAUGAUGAUAAGAAAAUUGUUUUGUUGAAAUUGUUAAAUGUACCACAUAGAGACAAACACUUGAAUAAGCAAUGAAAAUAGGACCAAGUAGCUAUAUUUGUGAUUAAUUCUUAUAAAUUUUCAUGUGACACUGCUUGUUCAAUACUGAUGUUGAACCCUGUAUAGGUAUUAUACAUGUAUGUGAUAAGUGUAAAUAUAUUUUUGUUUCACAAUUGACAAGACAUAAGACUUUGUUAAAAUCUUAAACAGAAAAUCAUGACCAAAUAUCACUUAGUCUGUGUUAGCUGUGAAUAGUUUGUGUACAAAAGUGAAAUGAUAAAGUUUGAAGCCUGUGUAUAUAUAAUGAACCAGUAGUUAAUUGUUGCUGUUUUUGUAAUUGAAUUAUGCUUUUUUGUGCCCUAGUAUUGAUAGAUUUUUGGCAUGUUGUUUGUGCUUUAUUUGUUUGUUUGCAGUCAACUUUUAGCGUGACUUUAAUAAUUAUGUUAUAUAAGUAAGGGCCAUCAUAAUUUGGCAAUGCGUACUUCUGAAUAAAAGCUUCAAUUUGAUAAAUUGAAAUGUGACUAAGUUAACAGUCAAGGUAAAGUACUUUCAUUCAGACAAUUUUUACCAUUACAUUAUCAUUGAUUUACACAUUUUGGACAGGGGAAUUUGUGUUGUAUAAACAUAACUUUUUUUAAUGGAAAUGGUGAAAGUAAUCUCUAAUUUUUGAUUGACAGCUGAUUUUUAACACCUUUUAUUACUUUAUGGUUAUUACUUACAUCUAGGAAGACUUUAAGACUUAAAAUUCUACCCAUGUUGGAUGCAGUCAUUAUGAUUAUAAUUUUAUUUAGAUUGUUUGACUCCUUUAUUUUUGUUUGUCUCAGAUUUUUUUUUUUAAACAAAACCAUCCUUUUUAAACUGCGAACAUAUAAAUAUACUGUAAACAGUCUCAAACUAGUAACUUGUAUAUUAGUUUAAAGGCACAUUAUGCUUCAGAAAUGAAAAAAAAAAUUUUUAAAGUAAAGGGCAAAUAUGAGUUUUUAUAACGUUUAAAUGAUUGUUGUAGAGCAUUUUAGAUGCUUUAACACCUAGAAAAAGAGGCACUGAAUCUGAAUUUACUUGUCAUAAAAAUAGCAAAAUGUAAAAAAUAUAUUAACUUCCAUACAAAAUACUCACUGUAACUAUUCUUAUUUUGCUAAAAAGCGACAUACAAAUGAUGGAUCAGGAUAUUGGCCAAUGUGUAACUUUUUCUUGGAAAUUAUAAAAUGAAAUAGAAAAUAUAAAGCUUUUUAAGAAAUGGGCAUAAUGGGCCUUUAAACAUACUUUAUUAAGCAAAUAUACAAUUUAUCAGAUACUAUACCAUGUAUUUUACAUAUACUGUAUACAAGUACCAGCCAUAAUAAACCUAGUCAUUAUCUUUAUCUUUUGUUUUAUGUUUUUGAAUUACGUUUAUGUAUUCAUGUUUAUUGAUAAGUUAGAGAUUUAAUUUUUCUAAAUCAGCAUUGGUUAAAAAUAUGUGUAACUGAAAAAAAGUCUGUUACAGUACAAGUUUGAAACCAUGUGCUAGUAUCAUCAUCGGAUUAAAUGGAGGAAAAAGUUUGAGGUUCAGUAAGAAUGCUCCUUUUUUGGGGGGGCUUUUUGUCAUGGUAGUAUUUGAAGCUUAUACCGGUUUUAGGUUGUUAUACAUGUAUGUAUAUAUAUACUAGUAUAUAUGUAAUAGUUAUGUAUUCUAGUGGCAAGUCAAAAAUAAACUAUCAGUUUAUUUUCUAUAAACCAAAAAAAGAGAAGAAACACAUUUUAAUAUGUCAACUAUAUAUUUUCUAUUUAAUAUUUAAAACUUUUUUUCUUAAUUCUUAAAUGAAAAACUCACUUUUUUAAUAGGCUGGAUUGUCUUUUGAAUGGCAGGGAUGAUAAUGAAAGACUAAGACUAAAGGUCACUGGCAGUAUAUAGCCAGGCUAGCUUACAUAUCAGUACAGUCUGACUAUAGGCUCUAUACUGUUGGCUGACCAACUUCAAAUUUUUAUUUUGAAAUCUCAAUUAUGCAUAAUAUACAGUUCCAAAAAUAUGCUGGACAGGUCCAUUGAAAAAAUUCAGGAAUCUCAAUUUUAAUUCCCCUAAGUUUACAUUGGACUCUUCUAUUUCUAAAGAAGGGCAAGUCCAUAACUACAGUAAUGUAAAGGUCAAGCAGAUGACCUCUUGAGGUCAUGGACACAAAGCUAUUUUUGGAAUGAUUUUAAUAUCUAGCCCACCACCUUCCAUGUCCAUUUUGGUAAUUUAAACAUUCUUUGACUGUUUCUCAGAAUAUAACAUAAUGUUUAUCUUUAUUGAAGUUGUUGUUUCCAGAUUGAUUUUUGCAACUUUGUAAUCAUUUUAAUUGUUAAACAUUUCCAUAUCAUUUGUGUUUUGACUUUGUAAUAUAUGUAUAUAAGUUAUUUAUGUUAAUAAUAUGAGCACACAAUUCAGUUGACAAUACAAUUUUGUUGUGGUAAAAUACUCUUAAUGAUGUAAACCAAGUGUGAACAUGGUGAAAAGUUGAACAUGUAAAGAUUUUAUCAAACUCUUUCAUGUGAAAAACAAAUUGUUUAAGAAGAAUGAACUGCAUUCAUUCAUGUUGAAAUCUAGGUAACAUAACUCCAUUCUUUAUAGAUGGAAUUAUCUCCCUUGUAUAAAAAUAAAAUGAACAUUUGGCUACAUAUGAAGAUAUUUUAACAAAUACAAUAUACAAUCUUUACUACAUACAGUUUCUUUUAUGUGAUAAGUUUGUAAUUAGACUUUUAAAUUUUUAAUUUAAGGUGUUAUACCUGUAAUAACAAUCAAUUGAACAAUUUUGAUAUUCCUGAAACUUCAAGGUAUCUUUAUGUACUAAUUAUGUACAUGCUCUUAAUGUUUUCUGUCUCUUUAAAGACACAGUAUAUAUUUUGCUCAAAUUGGCCUUGCGCAGUGACUAUUUUUGGCUUCAAAAGCUAUAUUUCUGUAUUACAUAAAAGAUAGUCUCACCAAUCUGGCUCCCAAAUUUUUCUUUAAGGGCAUGACUGCUACAGGUCAUACUGGGUACUCACAGAGCAGGAAAAAUAGAUAGGCACUUACUAAAUAUAACAAUAUACAAAUGUAAUCAAACUAAGUUACAUGUACUUAUAGUAAAGGUGGAUGGAAGAUACUACUUAUAAUACAAUGUAAACAAGUAAAUUUUAUAAAAUUUUGUAGCCUCUAUUGAAAAAAAAAUUGCCAGCUAGGUAAUGAUUUUGAACAUUGUAUAAUUAUUAAUUGCAUGUAAAACAAGAUCAUAUCCUUCUAAAUAAUAAAUUUCUGAUCCAAUGUAUUUUGUUGCAGAGUUAAUUUUAAACGAUUGAAGAUAAAAUACUAUUUUGUAUGUUGUUGUGUUUUUUGCAGGUUUGUUUUAUUUCGCAAUGAAAUCUUUGCAUUUACAUUUGCAUGUAUUUGUUAUUCUACUGUAUCUUUAAUGUUAAGUAUCUGAGGAUCAUUACAGAAGUGUAACAAAGUGAACCUAAUUAAUGUGAGAUUAAAAAAGUGUUGGAGCCCCACAUUAAAUACUGUAUUGCGGUAUACAGCGUACAAGGCACUUAGGGCUUGAAUGAUUAAGCCUUUUCAUCCGCCGAAAUGAGUGAAAGAUGUUUUUUUUCAUCUUUAUACAUCAAUUUAUAUACAAUAAUGAAUGAAAAAUGUAAAAAUCAGCAAAAAAAGCAAAAAUUUUCUUCUUUGUGAUCAUGAUUUCUACAAGCGUCUCGAGGUACUGCUCCAACACUAAAUCCAAUAAAAAUACAGUUGAUAUUCAUAAACUACAGCAUAUUAUUGUCACAAAAUGAAAAUAAAGUUUCACAGGUUAUCUGAUAUGAUUGUAUUGUAUAAAUAGGUUUUACAUAGUUACUUGUUCACAUAAUGUUCAAUAAAUAUCAAUUGAAGUUUAAAUCA
Ruditapes philippinarum (Manila clam) is the source of this 6900-nucleotide messenger RNA. RefSeq names its product protein lifeguard 1-like. The record is from RefSeq and is a predicted model, not a curated record. The transcript has 11 exons. NCBI's taxonomy places the organism in Eukaryota, Metazoa, Mollusca, Bivalvia, Venerida, Veneridae. The coding region runs from base 162 to 869 and encodes 235 amino acids. Gene Ontology annotation, cellular component: membrane.